Messenger RNA from Hypoxylon trugodes, 936 nucleotides. Its product is annotated as kinase-like protein. The record is from RefSeq and is a predicted model, not a curated record. Bases 1 to 936 code for a protein of 311 amino acids. The transcript is spliced from 2 exons. NCBI's taxonomy places the organism in Eukaryota, Fungi, Ascomycota, Sordariomycetes, Xylariales, Hypoxylaceae.
AUGGCGGGCGCCCGUUUUCCAGACACGACCUUUCUCGACCACCCUCCGCCCGAACACACCAAGACUUACGACCCCGCCGCAUCACUCCUCACUUCGAAGAUCGGCGGGACGGAGGUAUGGAACAUAGGCUUCAUGCUCAUCUUAAAAUGUCGACCAGGAUACCCCGGCUGCGAUAUCGAGCAUGACAACACCUCCAUGGCCCAUGGGCUCGUGGACGAUAAAGUAAAGCAGGAAGUAGGCAAGACUGUCGCUUCGUGGGAAGACGAUGAUGGUCGAUUUCUCAUCCUCCAAGAACGAGUUCGCGGCCAGCCAUUAAAUGACGUGAUAGAGUACCUCAGCGAAGAAGAUCUUGCGCGCAUAGGCUGGCAACUAGGUGAGUUUCUCUCCCACCUUAAGGGAUGUGUUUCGGAGGAUAUGAAGAUGGGUGAUGGGCGUCCCGUCAUCGACCGUCGACUCUUCAAGCCCUCCCCUCCCGGGGAGGAAGCUCCUGACUACACUCUAUGUUUCACCGAAGACGAGGUUCGGGAGAACCUAGCGCAGAGGCUCCGGGGCAGAAUGAACGAUAGGAUACUUAACGAGUUCAUGGCUAGGAUGCCGGCCACUAAGCCGUUCACCUUCAGCCAUUCGGAUAUACACGGGGCAAAUAUCAUGGUUGAGGACGGGCAAUUCACCGGUCUCAUCGAUUGGGAGCUUGCUGGAUUCUAUCCCGAGUGGUGGGAUUUCGUCAAUUGCUGUCAAACUAUAAGCGACUACCUCCCGAAGAAUAUCCAACGCGAAGCUGCUCUGCGUUGGUUUCACGUUUACGCCGCGAUUCGAGAUAAUGAGCACGAUGCUUUGGUCACGAGAAUGAACAGUGUUUGGACACCUCAGCGGUCAGUGGGCCUAGCCGCUUUUAGCAGCAAGAAUGGGUCGAUUUCAUUGACUGUGAUCCACUAA